This is a messenger RNA of Leptidea sinapis, 4450 nucleotides long. Its product is annotated as porphobilinogen deaminase. Gene Ontology annotation, molecular function: hydroxymethylbilane synthase activity. Gene Ontology annotation, biological process: heme biosynthetic process. Gene Ontology annotation, cellular component: cytoplasm. The record is from RefSeq and is a predicted model, not a curated record. The transcript is spliced from 7 exons. NCBI's taxonomy places the organism in Eukaryota, Metazoa, Arthropoda, Insecta, Lepidoptera, Pieridae. The coding region runs from base 227 to 1453 and encodes 408 amino acids.
AUAUCAUCAAAACAUGUCUUUUUCUUGAAUUUGAAUUUAAAAUAGUUUUAAAUUAACUUGUCCACUACAGUGUUAGUGACAAGCCAGAAUAAAUAGCUGUGUAUUCAGUAUAAAAAAAUUAGCAAAUUAACUUAUAUUUAUUCAGUUUUGUGACAUAACCUACUUAUUUACAACUAACCAAUUAAAAUAUUUGCGGUCAUAGUGAAUUAAUUUUGAAUUCUACAAUAUGGAAAAUGAGAGAAUAAGAAAUAUUAUCCGCGUGGGAUCACGAAAAAGCGAGCUUGCAUUAAUACAGACAAAUUUUGUUAUUAGUAGUUUGAAGAAAAUAUAUCCAGAUUAUGAAUUUACUGUUGUUACCAUGACAACGUUGGGCGACCGGAUUCUAGACGUCUCCUUGCCGAAAAUAGGAGAGAAGUCCCUCUUCACAAAGGACUUGGAAGAUGCAUUGAGGAAUAAUACAGUUGACUUCGUGGUGCAUUCCCUGAAGGACUUGCCGACAACAUUGCCUGAUGGGUUAGCUGUCGGUGCAGUCUUUGAAAGAGAAGACCCGAGAGACGCGCUGGUGCUCCGUGAAGAUGUGAAGGGGAACUCGUUAGGAGAUCUUCCUGAUGGCUCAGUCAUCGGUACAUCGUCUCUCCGCAGAACGGCACAAUUGCGCGGCAACUAUCCUCAGCUGAAAGUGAUUGAUGUUCGAGGCAAUCUGAACACUCGACUGAGGAAACUCGACGAUCCUGAGACGGAGUACAGUGCCUUGCUUUUGGCCCAUGCAGGACUGCAGAGGAUGGGAUGGGCCAAUAGAGUCUCUAAGGUGCUCCCCUGUUCAGAGAUGAUGUACGCAGUGGGCCAAGGUGCUUUGGGUGUGGAGUGUCGUUCAGAUAACGAUGAAGUAUUGGACAUGCUGGCACCGUUCAACCAUCCGGAGACAUACUGCAGGGUGCUGGCUGAGAGAAGCUUUUUGAAGACUUUAGGUGGUGGCUGCAGUGCACCAGUCGGCGUAUCAACAAAACUGUCAUCCUUAGAAUCAAGUUUUAAAUUAACAAUAACAGGUGGUGUGUGGAGUUUGGAUGGUUUAACAAGAAUACAGCACACGAUGGAACAGACAUUCCAACAAAUUAAAAUAACGCCCAAACACAAACUGAGCCCCACAGAAGACAAUUCGCUGAAGAAGCAAAAAGUUGAAGAUAGCGCCAUCUACAACCCGCUACAGGAACUAGAUAGAAAGAUCAAAGAGAGGGUAGGCGCAAAUUGUGUAGAUACUCUUAGUGAGGCGGAAAUAAGUGCGUUGAAUGAAAACAUAUUUUGUGGGUUAACGGUUAAUAAAGGUAUUCCUAGAGAUGUUAUAGUGAAGUGUGAUGAUUUAGGGCGCGAUUUGGCGAAUGCUUUAAUAACGAAGGGCGCUUUGGAGGUUAUGAAGGUAACACAAGACAUGAUACGUUCUUCUAUAAAGCAAUGAUAAAUAGUUAAUGUCCCUACUUCGUGCAUGGUGUCCAUGCAAACAGAAUGGCUAUUUAAGAGGUUGUGGUUUAGACGAUAAUAGCUCUUAUGAAUCGCUUUGACCGGCAAUUGGGCAUUAUUUUGCUGAUAUCACUUUCCGAUCAAAGUGAUGUUAAUAACUCGUUAUAAUAGUUACCAGUUGUACCUUGUAUAACUGGGAUCAUUUUUGAUAAUAAUGUUGAAAAAUACUUGCAAGGUGUAUUGUUAAUGUAACCAAAUAUUAUUUAUUUGGUUAUAAAAGGUUUUUAUAUUGGUGUUAUAAUUAUUAGAGUAUUUAACCAGAGCAAACGGAGUGCGUAUGUAAUUUGGACCGGUGUGUACAGUACAGUAGUUGAGGUCAAGCCGCCGAGCGACUUGAACUUCUCCCGUCAUAUUUAUUUUUUUCAUAAAAAUGAUGGGCUGAGUGUAUAGCUGUCACUGAAGCCAAAGCGACCCGUGUCGGAUUUAAUUUUUUAUACAUUCAUGUUAAAGGUAACGCCGUCUUCUUUUAGUUAAAUACUCUAUAAAUUUUCUUGUUGAUUGUUCUAGUAUAAUUACUUUAUUUUAAUUUGGUUGCAAGGGUACAAGUAAAUAUUAAGAAACCAUAGGUCUAAUUGUUAAACAUAUUCGAAUAUCCGAUCAUGACAUUGUUUUGACAUAAUAUUAUUGUUGUGUAUACAUAAACUUAAGGUGUGUGUCGAUUGGACCAAACAUCCAUGCAGUAGCCACUUAUAAUAAACUGUAACAUUAUGUGGACCGGUCAGUCAUAAUCAUAAUAAUAAGUGACGAUGAAAGCUGAGCUCAAGGUGAAGUACAUUCUGAGCUUUGUAUAUUACAACAGAGUUUAGAAGUCAUCCAUAAAUUACGCCACACAAAUUUCAUGAUUUUGUGACCCCCUCCCCCGUCCUUGUCUUAUCUGCGGGCCUACCAUGAACUCUUAUUGCAAUUCAAUUGACAACCUAAAAUGAACUGCUUUGCUAUUUCGUACCACGACGUGUCAAAUCAACUCAUUAAAUCGCAAUGAUGUCAAUUGAAUGUCAAAAAUGUUCGUUCAUUCAUUCGUACCAUAAGGUGUUAUUUCAACCUAAACUGGAUAGCUUAUUUGUCAAAGUGACCGAUUCGAAAAAAGUUGCUACUUCCUUAGAGGAAAGUGAAUCGUGUUGUUAAUAACUUUUCAAAAAUAGUGAGAACAUAGAAAAGAAAAAUUUUAUUGAUUAAAGAUGACAUGAGAAUACUUUAUUGGACUUUUUUGUAAAAUAAAAUACUGAAAAUAAAUACCAAAAAUGAAAAUACUAAAGACGAGGCAGUAAGGGCUAUAGACUGUUCGCAAGAACGAAUUAAAAAAAAUGUACUCUGUGGUCCUGUCAAAUCAAACAUCAAUGGAGGUGCGUUCAUAACUCGUUAUUUUUACGAAAACACAUAAGCAAACAUUUAAUUUUUAAUUCAAAGAACUAUAUUUAUUUAUGUUACUAUUACUUAAUAAGUAUAAAAGGGGCUUAAUGGUUUAUAAUUUGACGCAAUUGCGCAAUUUUAAAAUGUAUUUUUAGUAUUUUCUACGCAAAAAACCGCUAAAAUCAUAUCAUUUUAGGUUUCGAAACGCAAUUUUAUUUCGUUCAUUCUUCAUAAGCGAUCCAAACGCCAUUCAGUAAAAGGCACUUCAUGGUACGAAUUUUAGUGAUUCUGUUUAGGUACCUAAACUGGACUGCAUCCGAUUCGCAUCGCUUAUUAAAAGUUAAUGGUAGGCCCUCUGGUCACAUUUGUGAGACCCCUCUCACCUGGUGUGUUGUCAAAUAUAUUGCUAUUUUACAUUUAGAAAUUAAUUACAUUGAAACAGUACCUAUGUAGUGUACCAAAAUUAUUUCUAUUUCAAUUCUUUUUCAAUGGCAUGAAAAUGAACAAAACAUAUUUGCAAGUUUAGUAGGUAUGUAGUUUAAAUUUAGUUUUGUAAUACUUAGAUGUAAAAUAUUAUAUUUUGAAAAAAAAUGGGUCCUUAAUUUUGUGACAUCAUAUUUUAUUUCAAAACAUGUCACAAAAUUUAGGACCCCUCCCGCCCCUUGCCACACUUCGUCGACCCCCUCCCUACCCUUUACGUGUGGAGUAAUUUAUGGAUGGCCCCUUAACCGUAAAUUCUAAACCAAUUGUGAUUAUGUUAUUAAAUGAAAUGUAUUAAAUUAAUUUUGAAAUUUAUAUUAAACCAAUGUGGCUCGGAAUGUGUGUUGAGUUGAUGACAAAUGCCUUAAUUGGUGGAAUAGUCGUAGAUUUUCCUCCUAUUCUUUUGAAUAUUUCAUAUGGUGCAGUCGAGAAUUUAGAUAUAGAUAAUAUUUAAUUAGUAAAGUUUAAUUUCAAAUCAUAUAAUUCAAAUUCUGUUAUUACCGUGUAAUUAACUACCUACCUAUAUAGGCUUAAAACAGAGACAUGGUUGUGUGGUAUAUCAAUACCAAACUAAAUAAUGCUGUUUCAUUCUAGUAAUCGUUACGUCACUCUAGUACUCAAAAAUCAGUUUGCAGAGAGUUGAUAAAUAUUAUUAGCGAGUGUCGCUCAAUUAUCGCAAUUUGUAUGACAGUUGUCACUUAUAGUCGCGCUCUUACUUCUGUGGUACGGGGGAUGCAGGUGUCGCCAAUCAUAACCCGGUACCAGCAGCUUGUUAGUGAAAAGAACUGACGAGCUGAAAUUUACUGUUUAAAAAUCCUGAAUAUAUUUUGAUUUUAUGAAUUAUUAACGAAUAUUGUUCAAUUAAAAAUAUAUCUCAAAUAAGUGUUUAGUAAAGUUCACGAUGUUUAAAUAUAAUUUAAGGUCCUUGGGCUUUGACAAUAGAAUAUGUGAUAUAUUUGUAAAUAGGUAUAAAGAGUUAUGUAAAUAGUGUACAUUGCGGAAUUUAUUUGUAAAUAGUUGUAUAGGUACUUAUUGGUAUAAUGUAAUCAUGUACUUAUAUUGUUGAUUUUGGGAAGAUUUAAUGAAUAAAUGUUUAAUAUAUGGG